CCUGCCAAAAAAGGACAUGAGAACCUGGCGAAAGUGACUCCACAAGGACACCUGACAGGAAGACGCAAUGGCUCCGCGUGCCAGGUCCUCUCGCGCUAUAUAAGGUGCCUUGGAAAGCGGCACAUUCUUGGAUCAUGCGUGCUGGCACCUCCUAGAGGGGGUCCUACCUGUGGCGGCAGCAUGAGCGCCUCCGUGGCCGUGUACCGCAGCAUCUACACCGAGGACCGCUUCCGGCAGGCGUACGGCGCCGGGGAGCAGCGCAGCGCGGCCGCCGCCGUCGCAGCCGCCGACACCGACACCCUCAGGGAGAGGCUGCUCAGCCGCUGCACGUGCUCCAGAGGGGCGCUGCUGCGCGUGCUCAGGGAGCGCGCGCCCAUCCUCACCUGGCUGCCCAGGUACAGGCUGCGGAAAUGCAUCCUGGGAGACACGGUGGCGGGACUGACGGUCGGCAUUCUGCACAUACCUCAAGGGAUGGCCUUUGCUUUGCUGACAUCUGUAGCUCCCAUCUAUGGUCUCUACACAUCAUUCUUUCCUGUUGUCCUAUACAUGCUCUUCGGUACGGGCCGCCACGUCUCCACAGGCACCUUUGCUGUGGUGAGCCUGAUGACCGGCUCAGUGGUGGAGCAGCUGGUGCCCACACCCGUGGACGGGAAUGGCAGCAGCACGGAGUCGGCAGACAUAGAGGCGCAGAGGAUUGGUGUGGCGUCUGCAGUGGCCUUCCUGUCUGGGGUCAUCAUGAUCUGCAUGUUCAGUCUCCAGCUGGGCUUCCUUUCCACGUACCUGUCAGAGCCCAUAGUCAAGGCCUUCACAAGCGCCGCUGCCUUCCAUGUCACCGUGUCACAGCUGCAGAGUAUGCUCGGACUCCGGCUGCCUCGCUACACCAGUACCUUCUCUCUCUUCAAGACUUUGGCCUCAGUACUGGAGAACUUGCCCUUCACUAACUUGGCAGAGCUGCUGAUCUCACUUGUUUGCCUGGCUGUUCUGGUGCCAAUGAAGGAGCUCAACAUGCGCUUUCGCCAUCGUUUGCGCACCCCUAUCCCGGUGGAGAUACUCACUGUUAUAAUCGCCACAGGAGUUGCUUAUGCUACUUCUCUGGACUCAAGAUAUGAAAUACAGAUUGUGGGGCAUAUUCCAGCAGGUUUCCCCAAGCCACGGUUGCCAGCUUUAGAGGCAUUACCUCAGAUUGCUGGAGACACAACUGCCAUCACGUUUGUGGGCUACGCCGUGUCUGUCUCGCUGGCCAUGAUCUACGCAGACAAACACGGCUACUCCAUACAACCCAACCAGGAGCUGCUUGCACAUGGGAUCUCCAACUGUGUGUCCUCCCUUUUCACCUGCUUCCCCAGCUCAGCCACGCUGGCCACCACCAACAUCCUGGAGAGUGCUGGUGGGUACACGCAGCUGUCGGGCCUCUUCGCCAGCCUGGUGGUGCUCAUUGUGCUCCUGUUGAUUGGGCCCCUGUUCUACUUCCUGCCCAAGGCAGUCCUUGCCUGCAUAAAUGUCACCAGUUUGAGGCAAAUGUUCCUGCAGUUUAAGGACCUUCCAGAGCUGUGGAGAAUAAGCAAGAUCGAUUUUGUGGUCUGGCUCGUCACCUGGCUGUCCGUAGUGGUCCUCAAUGUAGACUUGGGCUUGGCGAUCGGGGUCAUCUUUUCCAUGAUGACAGUCAUCUGCCGCACUCAGAGGGCUGAUUGCUCAGUACUGGGCAGGGCUUCCAACACAGAAAUCUACCGGCCAAUUGAGAACCACAGCAAAUGUUAUGAGGUACCUGGAGUGAAGAUCCUGACUUACAAUGGGCCCAUAUACUAUGGAAACCGUAGCUUCUUCCGGGAGGCCAUGAACCGCCUGCUGGAACUGAGCCCAGAGAGAAUCCGGACCAUGGAGAAGGCCAGGAAGGCUCGGGAGAAGAGGGAGAGGGAUGCUGUGCCGACUGUGGAAAGUGGGGUGGCUAAUACAUCAUUCUCCUCUGAAAAUGACUUUUUCAAAUCAGAUAGUGCAGCCAGCGACGUCCAGGCGGUGCUGAUUGACUGCAGUAGCGUGAUUUUUGUCGACAUUGCCGGGGCCAGGCUGUUCAUUCAGAUGUGCACAGAAUGUCAGAAGGUAGGGGUGCGCAUUUACCUAGCAAACUGCAACGAGAGCGUGCUGAAGAUCCUGACCUCCAGUGGCCUCAUGAACUACAUGAACCCUCAGCACAUUUUUGUCACGGUCCACGACGCGGUCGUCUACAUUGAGCAGCAGAAGGAAAAACUGCCUGACAGCACAAACACUGUCUGGGUGUGAAGGCCCAUCUUCUCCACCUGAGAAGUGAAGAUCGCCAAACCCUCAACAAGGAUGGAAGGUGGCAGGAAGUAAAAUUCAGUCCGCAGAAGUGGCCUUUUUGUAUGAGAUCAGGGAUCACCGCCCCGUGGCGAAUUUGUGCAAUCGCGCACAUGCACAGCGAUGACCACGGUGUGGUUUGUGUAUGCACCGCUUUGCCGCAGAACACUUGGAGGUCUUGAGUUUGAAAAGGUGCAGUAAAAAUCCUGUAACACUGUCUUGAUUUUGAAAGCUUUCCACGUGGACUGACUUCAGUAAGAAAACGGUUUAAUUAAUAUGGAUCACGGGAAGUGGUUCUGUGGCCGUGGUACCGUGUGAAUAAGGAAGACCUUUUAUGUUUAAAAAUACUUUUGCACAAAUGGUAAAAAUGCAAACAUAAAAGAAAUGUCUAAAUCCAAAAAAAAGAUUUUGUACAGUUUGUGAAGACAUGGUUACACAUAUUGAGGUAACAGACGAAUUGUAGGAGAAAGUUUAACUACUGGAAAAAGCUACCAUGCUUCAGUAAUGUGCUGGAAUAUAUCCAAUACAUUAAGCUUAGUAGUUCAAAAUGUUUCAUAUGUUAAUUUUUUUUCAGAUGCUGGAAGAAUAGAGAUGAUAUGUAGUGGGAAAUAAGUAUCUUUUUCAUUAGUUUUGUAUCAUAGUAUACAUAAUGAUAUUGCAAUAAAAUUGUAGUAAAUUUCUGCAUCCA
Scleropages formosus (Asian bonytongue) is the source of this 3001-nucleotide messenger RNA. It is a transcript of the gene slc26a10, whose product is annotated as solute carrier family 26 member 10. Lineage: Eukaryota; Metazoa; Chordata; Actinopteri; Osteoglossiformes; Osteoglossidae. The transcript has 18 exons. The coding region runs from base 181 to 2277 and encodes 698 amino acids. Gene Ontology annotation, biological process: transmembrane transport. Gene Ontology annotation, cellular component: membrane. The record is from RefSeq and is a predicted model, not a curated record.